CUUCCUCCUCCUCCUCCUCUCUGGCAUUUUGUGCAGCGGAGGAGGAAAGGAGGAGAGACUGCUGAGGAGGAGACAGAGGGGACCCUGAGACAACACGUCCCACGCCAGAGCCAGACAGCCAGGGAACUUUGAUUUGACGCCAAGUAGCCUGCGAUGAAAAUGACGAUGAGGAGAAAGAGCCACGUUUCUUCUUCUCGGGAGGCUUAGAUAUGUCGGGCGUGUGCAACAUAUGAUGUCCUUGGACUCAUAUGCUCAAUGAAGAUUUAUUUAUCUCUGAUUUCGCUCCUGUGUUCGCUGAUGGUGCCGCGUCGUUGUGCCCGCACUUAGGUCAGCCGAAUGCAUGUGAAGGCAGUCUGAGCGCAUUGUUUCCAGCUCCGUGUCAUAUGGGAUUUCCAGCCGUGAUGUCUGCAAUAUUUCGCUCUUUGUUUCUGGUUCUGUUCAGCCUGCUGUCAGUGGGUGCCCAGACGGAGAUGAAGAAGGUCGUCGGGGACAAUGCCACCUUACCGUGCCACCACCAGUUCCCGUCGUCGAACUCUCUCGACAUUGAGUGGCUACUGCAGAAACCAAACUCCAAACAGAAAGUGAUCAUUACCUUCUUUGGGGGACAGGUGUACACCAAUGAGGCGACGGGCAGCGAGGCCAGCCGUCUGUCCUUCGCUGGCGAGUACCUGGGUGGAGACGCCUCCCUGCUGAUCAGUGACCUGCUGCUGACCGACUCCGGGGAAUACUACUGUAAAGUCAAGACUGGGGGGAAGUACCACUGGAGCCAGGUCAACCUCAUUGUGCUGGUCAAACCUUCCAAGCCGAGGUGUUGGAUGGAUGGCAAACUCCUAGAGGGCAGUGAUGUCAAGCUUAGCUGCAAGUCCAGCGAUGGCUCUGACCCCAUCAACUACAAGUGGGAGCGAGUGCUGGACAAAGGCAAGAGUCUGGGCAAAUUGCCAAACCUGGCACUGAUAGAUCUCAAGAACCCAGAGCUCGUGACCCUGAGGAAUCUCACCAUGGACAGCACAGGGGUCUACAGGUGCACAGCAAGCAAUGAUGUGGGAGAGGAAAACUGCACCAUUGAGGUCACAAUGCAGCAUGUGAGAGAUGUAGGUAUGGUAGCAGGUGCGGUGGUGGGGAUAUCCCUCGGCGUCCUCAUUGUCAUAUUAAUCAUCUGGCUCGUCUUCCGGAAGAAAGAGAAGAAGAAGUAUGAGGAGGAGGAGACUCCAAACGAGAUCAGGGAGGAUGCAGAGGCUCCCAAGGCCAAGCUAGUGAAACCCAACUCCCUGUCCUCAUCCCGCUCUGGCAGCUCCCGCUCCGGCGCCUCCUCCACCCAGUCCAUGGUGCACAACAGCGCCCAGCGUGGUCACCGCCCCCGCCCACCUGCUGUAACAGCUCUCAAGGAAAAUGGACAGCCUCCAGGCUUCCCCCAGUCCCCUCCAUCCUACACUUCAGUGGUGCCCAAGACCCCCGAGCCCCCUACCACUCCCAAAUUCAACUCCAGGAACAUGUCUGGGCCCACACCCCCAACCCUCAUGGUCCCCGCCCAGACCAAGGCCUUUCAGACUGUGUAGGACUGAAAGCCAGCCACUUCCUGCAGCCAUGUGAGACUCCCAUCCCAGCCCAAGCCCCCGAGCCCCCUCCCAAAGACUAAGACUCUUCCAUAAACAAAGAAAUGCAACUAGUUAAAAGGAUGUAAUUAAAAGAAUCAAUACUAUAAGUCCAAAAGUACUUUUAAUGAAUGCAUACUUAAAAAGGGAAAAUAAGACAUGCUUGCCCCCUACUGAAUUACAUAAAACAACAAAACAAAAGAAAAAACAAGACCCGAGAUGCAACGCUGUCCGUGUCUCAUGGCUGAAGGCAGAACUUGUUUUCUGAGUUCCAUCUUUUGGCUUUGGAAGCACAGGGAAGCGCCGUGUG
Epinephelus fuscoguttatus (brown-marbled grouper) is the source of this 1902-nucleotide messenger RNA. It is a transcript of the gene clmpb, whose product is annotated as CXADR like membrane protein b. The transcript has 7 exons. Bases 249 to 1556 code for a protein of 435 amino acids. NCBI's taxonomy places the organism in Eukaryota, Metazoa, Chordata, Actinopteri, Perciformes, Serranidae. The record is from RefSeq and is a predicted model, not a curated record. Gene Ontology annotation, cellular component: membrane; cytoplasmic microtubule; cell surface.